GUGUUCGGAAGAAAACAUACAGAAGUCGUCGACAUAACAAAAGCAAACGGACUCAAACGCAAACAAAAAAACAAUAAGGAAGAGGACAGCAGCAUUCGACAUCACCUGACAAUCCACCUGAUAGAUUCUCAACAGACAUUGACAGUAUGGCCUCGAUCUUUGAGGUCUUUGAUGGUCUACAAAUGAAGAAAGACAUCAGAUAGUGAUAUUGAGAAGUUAGAAUCGCCCAGAAAACAUCUCUAUAGAUAACCAGUGCCCAUCUCCUUUGAAACAGAGGUCUGCGCUAUAUAGACUUCAAUAUUAUUAUUAUUGAUAUUGAUGUCUUAGUAUAUCAAACAGAAAGAGGAGUUGCUUGACGGAGUCCUAUCUACAUCAUGGAUAACAACGUAUUAGACGAAGUGGCCAAUUUUGGCAUGCAUAUACCUCAGAUACAUUUCACUUUGAACAAUCUAGUAUCAUGGGUUGCAUCAGGCUGUAUGAUCUUCGGAGGAAUAGUGCCUUUUGUUCCUCAGUAUAUGGAUAUCAGGAGAACUGAGAAUGUGGACGGUUUCUCCACGUAUGUUUGUCUCACCCUGAUGUUGGCUAACAUUCUGAGAAUAUUAUUCUGGUUUGGUCACCCAUUUGAAAUCCCUUUACUUGCACAGAGCGUCAUUAUGUUAUUUACCAUGAUGACGAUGUUACAUCUAUGCACCAGAGUCAAACGUAUACAAGAAAUCUCCAUUGGUAAACGGCGCUUCAUAGAAAUGAAAUGCACUGAUACAGCAAACCACAAGCACCAAAUAACUGACAUGCACAACAACUAUUGCGAUAAGGCAACCUUGUCUCAGAUGAAACCAUUUUUAUUGAUGAAGACUCUUUUCGAUUUUGAAACCAAACACUUUUGGAACUGGACGUACUUUGUGGAUUACGUUUUGUUUAUUUCUGCUUUCUCCAUCUUGGGUGGAGUGAUAACGUAUCUACUCGCUGGUCAAUCCAUCUUCGUGGAAACCUUGGGCUUUCUUGCUGUAUUUGUGGAAGCGAUGUUGGGAAUGCCGCAGUUUUAUAGAAACUACCAGAACAAAUCAACCGUAGGAAUGAGUGUGAAGAUGGUUUGUUGCUGGUUCUCAGGAGACGUCUUCAAGACUGGUUACUUUGUCGUUAACAGCGCGCCGGCUCAGUUCUGGCUCUGUGGAAUCCUUCAAGUCACUAUAGAUAUCGCUAUCCUCGGACAAGUCUUCUACUACUCUAAAAAUAGAUCUCCACAAAAGGUCAUCAAAAUCGCAGCAACGGAGAAUGUUCAUAUUUCGUGAUGGAUGUAUUAUAUAAAGCUAUCAGAUAAAUCCAAAUAUGUAUGUAAAUUUGGUUAGAAUAUCAGGGUGCUUCUGCUUUUUACCAAUAAGCCAGAUGCGAGUAAGAUUUGAAUGAUGUCUGGUACAAUGACUUGCUUAGUUAAGAUGUACCGCUUAC
Asterias rubens (European starfish) is the source of this 1446-nucleotide messenger RNA. Its product is annotated as solute carrier family 66 member 2-like. The coding region runs from base 375 to 1289 and encodes 304 amino acids. The transcript has 6 exons. Lineage: Eukaryota; Metazoa; Echinodermata; Asteroidea; Forcipulatida; Asteriidae. Gene Ontology annotation, biological process: retrograde transport, endosome to Golgi; phospholipid translocation. The record is from RefSeq and is a predicted model, not a curated record. Gene Ontology annotation, cellular component: trans-Golgi network; endosome.